UUCUGUAGUGGUGUUCAAUUUACACAGCAAGUGGCAGUGUUCCUAUUGCUGCUGCUGCUCUAACGCCCCGAGCCUGGAGCACCUGCUGUGUGUGUCUGCCUGCAGCAGCCGACCUGCCCCGCAGCAACCAUCUGUCGGCAGCUGUGCUGCACCUCCUGUGGCUGCGAGCCCUGCAGGACCUGGGGUUUGUCUGCUGCUGUCGGAGGAGGAGGGCUGGGUGUGCAUAGAGCUGAGGAGCAGCACUGAGAUAGGGCGGAACACCUCGUUCUGCAGUUGUCCUUUCUGGGCUGGCUGAUGGAGCGGGUUGGGUGCGGCUGCUCCAGAACCAGGCAGUAGGAGCGGCUGCCUGAAGUUGUGUCCUUCAGGGCUUGAUUCUGGAAGCGCCGAUGAGUGCUGUACUUAGUGGGUGUGUUUUCCGGGUGUCCAGGCAGCCUUCCGUCUCUUCCAGGGGCUUUGAUUAUCCCGGCCCCAUUUUUUCCAGCACAUAAAACGUGUUAUUCCUGUUAGCUGGGUGCUGGCUGAUAUCUGCAUGGGGAAGGCUGAUAUCCUCAUGGUGCUAAGAACACAGCAGGUGCCAUGUGCUGGAAGUGCAGAUUGCCAUUGCUUUCAGAGCUCCAGGACUUCAAGCUGUGCACUGUGUGGAACAAAUCAGGAUUUUGCCCUCGAAUUGACAACAAAACAGGCAGGCCUGACUGCAGUAUAUGCACAGUAUCCAUCUGAAGAACCAGUAGAUAUUUGGGUAAACUGAGCUAAAUUUGUGUGAAGGUUUAUGUGAUUAUUGCAGUCAUCCCACCCUUCUUACUCUUCAUCCAGCAGAGAGAUGUGAGUAAUUAAGGCUAAAGUGCUGAGACAGCUGUGGCAGUGUAGGAGGCAGAGGACAUGGUCAGCGAUAGGGAGGCCUGGCAGUGCAUGGUGCUGGGCUCUGGUCACUUCACAGGGAGUACCUUUAACCCUGACGGAGGUUUAAGAGCUAUGCUGAUGUUUGUAAAUCUGCAUUGUUCUUUUCAAGGAGGAAGAUGCCCAGUGGAGUCAGGCAGUGCCCGGCCCUCCUGCAGGGCCUUGCUGUGUGCAGGCUGUGCGGAGGCAGCAGCGCUGUGCUGUGCCCACGGGCUCCUGGCCAGGCCUCCAGCGCUCUCCGUGCGCUCCCAUGAGCCAGGUUGUUCUCGCCUGUCAGUUCAACUGUGGUCAGUUUGGCUGCGACCUCAGAGCUGAAUGGCAGUGGAGAGACCAGGAGGGAGUCCGGGAGGAAUCGGGUUUAUGUUGCGUUCUUGACAGAAGAAACAAGUAACAAUCUUCUCCCCUCUGCCUGCAUGUGCGUUGGAACAGCGGCUGCUUCCCUCAGUGCAGGAGUUAAAGUGCCCUCCCGCAGACAUGGCCGACGAGGACCUUAUCUUCCGCAUGGAAGGCAUUGAUAAUGCUAGACUGACCGAAGUGACCUCUGGAAAUUAUCUGGAUGCAGACAGUGAUGAUGAGGACAACUAUUAUAUCUACCCAAUAACUGAUGAUCCAGUUUCUAACAAGUCUGCCAGUAGUAAAGUUGACAAUUAUUAUAGCAACUUAGCCAAAACCGAGCAGUACAGUUCCAGCUCUUCUCCUAGAAACUCCUUUAACUACAGGAAUGGCACACAGCAUCGCUCUAAGCACGGCUCUGUGGUUGACCGUAGUCGGGAAACCUGGAAACAUGCUAUUGAAAAAGCUAAGCACAUGCCUGAUCCUUGGGCAGAAUUUCAUCUUGAGGACAUCGAGACAGAACAUGCCACUCGCUACAGGUACAAUGCAGUUACUGGGGACUGGGUUGAAGAUGAAGUUCUCAUCAAGAUGGCUUCACAACCCUUUGGCCGUGGAGCAAUGCGAGAAUGUUUCAGAACGAAGAAGCUAUCCAACUUCUUACACACUCAGAACUGGAAAGCUGCCUAUAACUAUGUUGCCAAGCAGUACAUAGAGAGUGUAGGCAGGGAGGUGUAUUUUGAGGAUGUCCGACUUCAGAUGGAAGCAAAGCUCUGGGGGGAAGAGUACAAUCGGCACAAACCACCCAAACAGGUGGAUAUAGUACAGACCUGUAUAAUCGAAAUGAAGAACAGACCCGGAAAGCCUCUCUUUCAUCUGGAACAUUACAUUGAGGGCAAAUACAUCAAAUACAACUCAAAUUCUGGAUUUGUGCGAGAUGACAACAUUCGUCUUACACCGCAAGCCUUCAGUCACUUCACGUUUGAGCGCUCAGGACAUCAACUCAUUAUUGUUGAUAUCCAGGGAGUUGGAGAUCUUUACACGGACCCUCAAAUCCAUACAGAGAGCGGUACAGAUUUUGGAGAUGGCAAUCUAGGUGUUCGAGGUAUGGCCUUAUUCUUUCACUCUCAUUCUUGUAACAAGAUUUGCAAAAGCAUGGGCCUUGCACCAUUUGACCUUUCAUCCAAAGAAAAAGAUGCCUUGGAUCAUAGUAACAAAUUGCUUGAAUCGGCUCAGACAAUUCUGCGUGGCACAGAGGAGAAGUGUGGCAGCAGCCGGGUGAGGACCAUCUCUGGUAGUCGGCCUCCCCUGCUCUCCCGCCUGUCUGAAAACUCUGGAGAUGAAAGCAUGAGCGAUGUGGCGUUUGACUCCCUGCCCUGCUCUCCUUCUUCUGCAACCCCCCACAGCCAAAAGAUGGACAUGCUUCAUUGGCCUGUGUUCAAUGAAGUAGAUAAUUUGGUUCACAAAGACUAUGAUCAGCUUGAUAACCAAAGGGAUUUUGAAAAUGGUGGAGACAGUGGAUAUCCCAGUGAGAAGAGAAGUGAGCUAGAAGAUCUGGAUCAUAGAGAGAAGGGCCAUUCAAACAACAACCGAAGACAUGAAUCUGAUGAAGACAGUUUGGGAAGCUCUGCAAGGAUAAGUGUGGAGAAAUGGAAUCUCUACAAUUCUUCCAGAGUCCACAUCCACAGACCAUCCUGUGUUGCUCAAGAAAUUCAGAGGCUCAAUGCACUAGAACUUGAAAAGAAAAUUGGGAAGUCAAUCCUUGGGAAGGUUCAUCUGGCCAUGGUUCGUUACCAUGAGGCGGGGCGUUUCUGUGAGAAGGACAAGGAGUGGGAUCGUGAGUCAGCUCUGUUCCACCUGGAGCAUGCUGCAGACUGCGGGGAGCUGGAAGCCAUUGUUGGGUUAGGACUCAUGUGCUCACAGCUGCCACAUCACAUUCUUUCUGAGGUCACUUUAGAGGACACAAAGGAGAACCGAAAAAGAGGAUUUGAUUACUUGCUGAGAGCAGCAGAAGCUGGAGACCGGCCUUCCAUGAUUCUGGUAGCAAGAGCAUACGAUACAGGUGUCAAUCUAGGUUCAGACAGAGUACAGGAUUGGAGGGAGGCUCUGUACUGGUACAACGCUGCCCUGAACAUGACUGACUAUGAUGAGGGAGGUGAAUAUGAUGGCACUCAGGAUGAGCCCCGGUAUCUGCUCCUGGCCAGGGAAGCAGAGAUGCUAAUGACAGGAGGGUUCCAUCUGGACAAGGACCCACAGAGAUCGGGUGAUCUCUACACAGAAGCAGCGGAAGCAGCAAUGGAAGCAAUGAAGGGCAGACUGGCAAAUCAGUACUACCAGAAAGCAGAAGAGGCUUGGGCGAUGAUGGAAGAAUGACAUUGCAAUUAUGCAGUUCUUGUAUAUAGACUUUUUUUAAAGACUUAGUAUGUUUGCAGCUAAAAAUAUAUAUUUUUGUGGUGUUAGCAGUUUUUUGUACUUCAGUUUUCUAACUUCUUUUGAAGGUGAAAAUACAAAUGCAGCUAGGAUGUAGGUUACAAUAGCGUUCUUCUGUCAAGUGUUUUAAAGCUGUAGUACAGACACUCUUGACCUUUUAUAUAGAUAUAUUUUUAACUGUUAGGACAGAGGAGGCUGAUUUUUUUUUUUUUUUUUUUGAUGAAAAGUGAAGCCAAAGACUGCUUGGGUUUCACAUGUCCUGCUUUAUAUGCAGCAACUGAUCAGUGUGUUUACAUUUUUCUUCUCCCCCCCACAUACAGAAUAAAUAAACUUUCCUACAUUCACAGCAUUUCUUAAUUGUUGGUGUAUCUCACUAAACUUGCAUGUGAAUGUAAAUGUGCAAUAUAAGCACGUGAAGCAAGCAGCUCCUCUUUAUAACUAAUCCCAUUCUUUCAGUGGGCACUGGUUUAUUCUCAGAUUAAUUCUAGAUAGAAUCCUUAGAGUUUGGAGAGAGGGAGGAAAAAAGCUGUCAGUGAGGUUAUUCAGAGUGGAAUAUGUGUUAUUGCCACCACUGCAUAUUUUACUAUCAGAAAAACACCAGUGAUCCUAAGGAGGUGAGGCACCCAGCUACCUCUCUCAUUUUCACACUUUGUAUGAUAUAACAACCUCACUGUGUAGAUUUCUGCUGAUCUCAUGUAGUAGUAUUUGCCCAGUGAUUUACAGUAGCAUGAACUGUACUAUAUGGGUAACACAUAGGCAAUUUUACAGAGACAUCUCCGUUCUCAGCAAAGCGAGAACAUCUCACUUACAAUGAGAAUACACUUCCCAGCAUUUCCAGAGGGAUAUUUGUAAAACUUAGGCGGUGUUGAUUUACCUACAUCUAUGUAUAGAAAAUAAUUUAUCUGGUUUAAGUAGCUUUGUGUGUUUUAUCUGCUCUCUUAUGGUUCAUAUAGUAACUUCACAUGAUGCUUUGAUAGAUUUGAGCUGACUGAUGAAGGAUAUAUGCAAAUAUAUAUGUAAGUUUCCAGAUUAUGUUGGGUAACUUAUUAAAUACUACCGUACGGUACAAAGCUUAUGUUCCAUGGUAUUAGCACUGGGGAGUUUUCAUCUGACUUUUAGCAUCAUCUCCUGUAGUUUACAGUUGAGCUUUCUAAAAGGCCUCUGUUCUUCAAAAGAGACUGAGAAUGGUUUAGUGGUUUUAAGUGUCAGUUACAGAAAAUUGCUGAUUGUAAGGAGAAGACAUUAUAAUCCCUGAACACUUGAAUUCCUGUAUCUUGUCCGCAUAAUCUUAAGCCAUACAUGGUGGUGGUUGCAUUAUCAUGGCAUGGAGAUUUUUUUUUUCUUCCCCAAAUCCACUAUUUUAUUCUAAAAACUGCAGUGCUGUACAGAGAACAGAGCAGCUCUUGCUGUUUCUUCAUCUUGGCUAACAGUCAUUUUGCAAGAGAUUAACACAAAAGCUUUAUGGCUUGUUGGUCCAGCAGUCUCCUGAGGAGGUUGAAUGGGAUGGAGAAGGGGCAGCCUUUAGGAAGUGCUGAGUGUCUGUAAUGCAUAGCCAGCCUCACUUUAGCAAAGCUUUUGAGCUUUUAUGGGUAGAACUGAACAAGCUGCAUGUUGAUGCAGUUGAUUUCAGUGGAGCUCCUUGUGUGCAUAUACCAGGACUAUUUCUUGUAAAAUUUAGAAACUGUUCAGGAAAGAGAAACUCAUUCUUCCUUUCCUUUAUGAGUGUGCCUGGCACUGGGCCCCAAAGCUGCACUCCCCAUUUACUCUUUCUGGCAAGUAGAUCUUAAAUUGUUGUUAAAUAAUGUUGAAGCAUCACGCUAAUAACAACUGCCACCAUCAGUGGAUGCUUUAAGUGCCUAUCCAAGUUGUGCUUUGAGUGCCUGAAGCCUCUUGGAUGUGGCCUUUUUGCUCUUUCAUAUCAUUUAAUUAUUACUUGGUGAUGAAAGGUGAAUUAGCAUUCACCUCUGAAGGUGGUUGAAUAGUGAGUGUUUUGUGCAAAACUUACAGUGUAGGCAUUGUAACGAAUGGAGACAAAAGGUUUUGUUUUCCUUGUAAGGUGUUGGUGCCAAGAGUUUGAGGUUUUCCUUGAGAAGGAAGCAUAUGUGCAACAACCCCACCAACCACGUAGGGAGGAGAGGAGAUUGAAUGCAACCGUCCAAAAUGUGUAAGUAAAGGAGUAGAGUAUAAUUACUGACACUUUUUGAUGUAGUUUAAUUUGCUACAUUCAAUAAUUACUGUCAGCUCUGUAGAUCUGAUAUGUAUAUGUCCACAUAGCUCAGUGAAAAAAUACCAUGAUCAAUAAUUUGUUUGCCAAUACUUUGUAAUGCUGUAGACUACCUUCAGUCCUAAGGUGGUGCCGUGUCAUUUAGCUGUACGGCACGGAGGGCUGACAGGAAUUUGAAAAUUAAAAUCGUUUACAGAAAUAUGCACAAUUUGUUCUAUGACGUUCUUUUGAAGGUAAAGAGAACUGUACUGACAGACUUUCUGAGUGAUACUGCUCUAUGCUGUAUUUUUAAUCUAUUCACAAUGAAUAAAUAAAAAUCUGUAUUUUUAAAAAAUGUGAGAAUAAAUCUUGAGGCUUGGCCUGGUGAAAUUGA
This is a messenger RNA of Gallus gallus (chicken), 6254 nucleotides long. It is a transcript of the gene EEF2K, whose product is annotated as eukaryotic elongation factor 2 kinase. Gene Ontology annotation, biological process: protein phosphorylation. The record is from RefSeq and is a predicted model, not a curated record. NCBI's taxonomy places the organism in Eukaryota, Metazoa, Chordata, Aves, Galliformes, Phasianidae. Gene Ontology annotation, molecular function: elongation factor-2 kinase activity; calmodulin binding; calcium ion binding. Bases 1372 to 3600 code for a protein of 742 amino acids. The transcript has 19 exons.